Calliphora vicina (urban bluebottle blowfly) is the source of this 813-nucleotide messenger RNA. Its product is annotated as RNA-binding protein cabeza-like. Gene Ontology annotation, molecular function: RNA binding. The transcript has a single exon. Bases 153 to 707 code for a protein of 184 amino acids. Lineage: Eukaryota; Metazoa; Arthropoda; Insecta; Diptera; Calliphoridae. The record is from RefSeq and is a predicted model, not a curated record.
UCGGGGUGUUUCGUGGUAUUUGCCAUUUCACCGUUUUUAGCCUCAAUCAAUUGCAGUUUUACAGCACGAGAUACUUACUUGUAAAACGAGAGGAAAUUUGGCAAUCUUUGAAAAUAUUUCUUAAAUUAAAGAAAAACUGAAAAAAAAUUAACAUGUCGAACUGGGAAGAUGAUAAUCGUAGGAGUGCUGUGGAAUCACAUUAUGAGGAAGAUGCAAGCCGUGGAAGCCCGCCUUCAAACAGUCGAUGGGGACAAGACAAAAGAAGUGACGAUUAUGGUAAUCGUAGAGAGCAGCGUGGUCGUGAUGGUGGUGGUAGAGGCGGUAAUGGCGGCCGUAGUUAUGAUUUUAAAGAAACCAUUGAUCUACGCAGUGAUUGCAUUGGAAUGAUUAUUGGCAGAGGUGGCUCGAAUAUUCAACGUCUACAAACAGAUUACAGUGUGCGUGUCGACAUCGAUAAGAACAGUGGAACCGUCACUGUAUCUGGUAACAGUGAGUCUGAUGUCCAAAGUGCAUUGAAUAAUAUUAAGGAUACAAUGGACAGAGCAGAAAGUCGCAGCAGCGGUGGUGGUGGCGGUGGACGUGGUUAUGGAGGAGGUGAUGGCGGCGGCUACCGUGGUGGUGAUAGGGGCAGUUCAUACAAAAGCCGCUAUGAGCCGCGUGAAAAUAAUGAUUCUUACGGCAGAGGUGGCGGCGGCGGAAAUUAUUGAUAAUUUGGCAACCGUGCAAGCGUGUUUUAUGUAUUAAAAAACUUGGCAAUACUUUUAAUUGUUCUUAUAUCAAAAUAAAUAUUGGCAACCUUAAAUACAACAACAA